Messenger RNA from Cuculus canorus (common cuckoo), 3148 nucleotides. RefSeq names its product synaptogyrin 3 (gene SYNGR3). The record is from RefSeq and is a predicted model, not a curated record. Lineage: Eukaryota; Metazoa; Chordata; Aves; Cuculiformes; Cuculidae. Bases 67 to 759 code for a protein of 230 amino acids. The transcript is spliced from 4 exons. Gene Ontology annotation, cellular component: synaptic vesicle membrane; neuromuscular junction.
GGAGUGGGGGGGAGGCGCGCGGCCGGCGCGGGGCGCGCAGCCGGGCUCGGAGCGGAGCGGGCGAAGAUGGAAGGGGCGUCCUUCGGAGCGGGCCGGGCCGGGGGCGCCAUCGACCCCGUGGAUUUCCUGAAGCAGCCGCAGACCAUCCUCCGGGUCACCACCUGGAUCUUCUCCAUCGUGGUGUUUGGCUCUAUCGUGAACGAGUGCUAUGUGAAUAGAGACGGCCAGAACCCCGAGCUGCUCUGCAUCUUCAAUGAGAAUGAGAGUGCCUGCAGCUACGGCAUUGCCGUUGGCAUCAUUGCCUUCUUUGGCUGUGUCUUCUUCUUUGUUGUGGACCUCUACUUUCAGCAGAUCAGCAGCGUGAAGGACCGCAAACGGGCUGUCCUGCUGGACCUUGGCUUUUCAGGUUUCUUGGCCUUCCUGUGGUUUGUAGCCUUCUGCUUCCUAGCAAACCAGUGGCAGCGGACAACGAUGAGCAGAGGGGCUUUGCAAGGAGCUGACGCCGCCCGGGCAGCAAUCACCUUCUCUUUCUUCUCCAUCAUCGUCUGGGUCGUGCUGGCGGUGCGGGCACUGCAGAGAUACCGCCUGGGGACGGACAUGUCGCUCUUUGCCACCGAUCAGUUCACCACCGACCCCAACGCGGCGUACCCCGGCUACCCCACGGGCAGCGGCAUCGAGAGCACAGACACCUACCAGAGCCCGCCCUUCACCGAGACCUUAGACACCAACCCGAAGGGUUACCAAGUGCCAGCAUACUGAGCGGCGAGGGCCGUGUACCCACAGACCGAGUCCUACGGUGCCGUACACUUAACCGGUUGAUUGCAAAUGUAUUCAGUCCCAUUUCCUUAAUGUGGCAAAGUCAGUGCUGGGUUCCUUACUCUUAGCUAGUUGUGCAGUGAAUUCUGUACAGUGGUAUUGGUUCUUGUCUUACCUGUCCAAGGGUUUUAUAAAAGCAGUGUUCCCUCUAAGUCUGAAGGAAGGAAGGUUGCUACCACAUCACGUACACGUGGCAAAAGAGGAAUAAAUGCUCUCUCUGAGCCUUGAAACCAAGCAGUCGGCGCUGGGCUCUGCUGAGCGCCCAGAAUUCCUUUUUCCUGUUAGAAAACAGCGUAGCUGAGGAGUUGCUCUUUAUCUCGUUCUUCCAGAGCUAACACAGAACCAGUCUCGUGGCGGCGAGGGUGGGUGGGCAGCACUGGGGUUGGCCUCAUGCUGCUCUGCUGCGCAGCUUUCCUAUACAUAUUCCAUGGAAAGUGCCAAAUUCACAAGGAAUAAGUGGUGUCUGUGUUACUUUUAUUGUAUAUAGUUACUGUACAAAGAGAAAUCCACAUGCGUGUUUCCAACUUUGCUUUAGGAUGCAGGGGGCACAGCAGGUUGGGCUUGGGGUUGAGUAUCCGCAUCGCUCCAUCGCUUUGGCAGGGUCUGGGUUGAGAAUGUGCAAAGAUACCGUUGGGAACUGGAAACCAGUUCAGCAAUAGUUGGCUGCUACUUAGGAAUAGCCUUUUCUCAGUGGAAAAUAUGGUGCAUUGCAGUUGGGCUCCUUCCCCACGGGCUCGGAAAGUCUCUGAGUGGCAGCACUGACCACGUACUUGCCUCAGGCUCCGAGCUGCUGCUGGGGAAGGAGCGAGUGCCUCAGUGGCUCCAAGUCCAAGGAAUUAGGAGCUGUGUUGAACUUGGAUUUUUUUAUCCUGGGAGCAGCCACCACGCAUCGGCAGCUGCAGCCGAACCCCAGAGGCGAGGGUACAUUGUACCCUGUGGUCCCUAGGGACGAGGAGUUCGGCUGGAACACUGAAAAGGUUUCACAGGACAUUGAGGUCCAUCAUGCAGGACUCACGGCCCUGAGUGUGCAAAGAGUGGGAGAGGAGAGUGCAAAAUGCCUGUGCAAGGACUGAGGUUUGGUUUCAGCUGCGAAAUUCCCGCCUCGUCAAAACCAAGUAAAUGUGGACAAUCCAGUAGGUCCAUGUCAGCACCCUGCUCGUGCUCCUGCCCGUCUGCCCGCGCAGUGGCUCUGCUCCGAGCUAUUUGUCACUAAGGACCAAGCAAAGGAGCUGAAACUUGAAUUCCCCCUCACCUUGGUGGCAGCUCUGUCCUUAGAGGCCCCGGCUCUCACGGCUCCUGGUGAGCCAGGGUUUCGUCGUGCCACUUCCCAGCGGCAGAGCCUACCUGCUGCCUUCUGACCUCGUGACAGCAAUAGUUACCGGACUGCCCAGCUCUGCUUGUAGCAAAACCAUCCAGCGGGCUUCUCUGUCAUCAUUAACACAGCUUAUUCCUGCUGCUAGAUUGCAAAUAAAUGCUUUAGUUAAUUAAUAAGCAGCAAAUCUCAUCCCGAGUGGUCAUUAGUGGUGACCGAGCGUGUUACUGGACUCCCCUACCAGUCAGGCCGGGUUUAAUGUGCAUUCACAGCUCAGGCUUUGCUGGGCUGAGCUUCUGCUCACCCAAACGCUCUGGAGCUGCACAGGCUUUUCUUCGGGCAGCACUUCCCAGCUUCCAGUUUGUCCCGUGGUGGCACCAAAGCCUGGCACCAUGCCAUGGUCCCCACCGUGGGCUUUCCCGACAGCGGCAGCAGAGGCCACGUCUCUGCACCCAGCGCAGGGUACGGAGCGCUCAGCCCCGCUGCCCGGCAGGAGCUGGAUGACGCUGUGCUGCUUUAUCGCCUGCUCAGCUGCUGCACAGAGCAUGGAAGAGGUGACAGUGGGUCAGCCACCGGUGGCCCAUGCGAGCCAGGCGUGGCGAGCAGCGAGCCGUUCCUGCACUCAGUAGAUCAGGGCCACCCAAACCCCAGUGCGGGAAAAGCCUACCUUAACUCCAGGACCCCUGCAACUUCUCGGGAGUGAGUUUUGCUGGGAAAACCAAAAGCGAUGGAUUUUGACACAGGGUACGGUAGAACUGUAGCAAUAUUUUCCUUAGAGGGAACACUGAUGUUUUAGCAGCACAAACAGUACUUGUAUUAAUAUUUUAGCGAAAUUAUAAUCAAUUUAAAUGUUUAAAUUGAUUGUACGUGAGAUAAUGUUUGUUCGGUACGUUGUAUUUUUUCUAACUAUAUAACUGUUCCAGAGUUUCCUUGUAACCGUAACGCCCUAAAGCUCUGUCCGACUGCGGCCGCGUCCUCCCCCUGGUGUAACCGUGCUGAAUAUUACAACUGCUGAAUGUA